Messenger RNA from Tripterygium wilfordii, 1280 nucleotides. Its product is annotated as MADS-box protein JOINTLESS-like. NCBI's taxonomy places the organism in Eukaryota, Viridiplantae, Streptophyta, Magnoliopsida, Celastrales, Celastraceae. Gene Ontology annotation, molecular function: RNA polymerase II cis-regulatory region sequence-specific DNA binding; protein dimerization activity; DNA-binding transcription factor activity, RNA polymerase II-specific. The record is from RefSeq and is a predicted model, not a curated record. Bases 319 to 1002 code for a protein of 227 amino acids. Gene Ontology annotation, cellular component: nucleus. The transcript has 9 exons. Gene Ontology annotation, biological process: positive regulation of transcription by RNA polymerase II.
UUGGUCGUCUUCUUUAACAAAAUUGUUUUUUUCAGUCUCUUAUUUGGGUAAAUAUUUAAGAAAAUAUCAACGUAAGAUAACCCAAAAGGGGAGGAGGGUUUUUGCUGUCUCACUACAAAAGGAAGUAAAGCUUUCCAUAAUUGAGCAAAAACUGGGGGUCUUUCACUUUUCUUGCCCCUCUCUCUCUCUGUCUCUCUCGUUCUCGUUAGGUGGCUUGGCUUUUGGCUUCUGUGAUGAGAUCUAAACUAAGCUAGGCUAGGCUACUCUACCUAGGCCUCUUUGGACAAAAGGGGGGUGUGUGUGUGAGAGAGAGAGAAUAUGGCAAGACAGAAAAUAAAGAUAAAGAAGAUAGACAAUAUAACAGCAAGGCAGGUGACAUUCUCUAAGAGAAGAAGAGGGCUUUUCAAGAAGGCUGAAGAGCUUUCAGUUCUUUGUGAUGCUGAGGUUGCUCUCAUUGUUUUCUCUGCUACUGGAAAGCUCUUCGACUUUGCAAGCUCAAGCAUGAAGCAUAUGCUAUCAAGAUAUAACCUGCACACCGAUAACCUCAACAAACUAGACCGCCCUUCCCUUGAAUUGCAGCUGGAAAAUACCAAUCAUGUCAGAUUGAAAAAAGAUCUUGCUGAAAAAAGCCAUGAACUAAGGCAGAUGAGAGGGGAGGAUCUGCAAGGAUUGAAAAUAGAAGAGCUGCAGCAGCUGGAGAAAGUUCUCGAAGCAGGACUUAGUCGUGUUCUCCAGACUAAGGGUGAAAGAAUUUUUAAUGAGAUUUCUGCUCUUGAAAAUAAGGGAGCUCAAUUGAUGGAGGAGAAUGAGCUAUUGAAACAGGAAAUGGAAAUGCAGUGCAAGGGAAAGAAAGUUGUCGUUACAGAUUCGGAUGCAGCAGUUCAAGAAGAAGGCUUGUCGUCGGAUCAGUCGGCAAACAAUGUCUGUAGCUGCAGCAGUGGCCCUCCUCCUGAAGACGACGGCUCCGACACUUCUCUCAAAUUAGGGCUCUCCCUUCUCUAGUGAGGCAGAACCUUCUGAGGACUAUUAAGGGCCAUGCACAGGCAUACUCAAGACAUAUAUAUCUGACUAUAUAUGAAUGUCUGUUAGGGUUGAAACGAUGAAAAUGCAGAACGCUAUUAACAGUACACAACCUUAUCAUGGAUGUUUCCGUAUUUUUUGGAAAGCCAUAUCUGAUUAGAGCUCUGUCUCCUACUUGGGCGGUAUGUAAUUGUAAUUAUUACGUAUAAUGUUCCGUCACAUGUGUUUUAUGUAUAGUAUGUCUUCUUUUCACAAUUGAG